GAACUUCGCUGGUGGUUGGAGAAGUAGUUCUUGUAGCCAUCAGCCUAUGCUGAGGUAGACCACCAAACUGUCACCUUCCACCUGGCUACAUAACUUCAACCCCGAGUCCUGCUGUUCACCUCGCUCUUUUGUGACAUCCACUCAGUGCUGUAAGUUGAGGUUUCUUCUGUCAGCAUGGAGGAUUCGUCAGAGCAGUCCCACUGGGUGUCUACGGCCCUGCUCAGCUCAGAUCCUCUGGCCAGCUUCUCCUCUGAGCCCAGCCUGCUGCCUCCAGGAGAAGAGGCAGAGGCCUUCUUCCCCGGUCAGGUCACGGACCUCGCCAGCCUGCCCUCCUUCUUCUCAAACCCAAGCCACAGCAGAGCGCCAUCCACCUACAGACACAGCUCUGUCCGUCAGGUGUUCAGCUCGCCGAGUCUCAUCAGCAACCUCCAGCUGCUGGACGGACCGGGCAACCACUCUCUGAGCUCGCCCUACAACCCCUCGGUCUCCACCUGGAGCGGCAGCCCCCUCACCAAGACCCCGCUGCACUCACACACCCCGACCUCCCUCUACACACCCGGCAUCACUUCCCCCUUCGCUUCAUCCCGAGACGGAUACUCCUCCCCGAACAGAGAGGGCAGGGAGAGCCCCCGGCUUCAGGAGGCCCUGAAGGCUGAGCGCCUGAGCCCGCUGGGAGGGCCAGGAGCCAGCAGCAGUUUCCUGAAUCUGACCCCUGCUGCUGGUAGUGUGUACACUCCGCCAUCCCACUCCCACCCGCACAUGCUGAGCCCCUACAGCUCAUACAUGUCAGGCCAGGAGUACAACUCUGCCCUCUACUCCAGUCCUGGAUCCUGGAUCAGCCCCUCAUACUCACCCAAACUCCACAAUAAGAUGCGGAUAUCCACCCCAGAGGCCAGAGAGUGCGUUAACUGCGGAGCUACAGCUACCCCUCUGUGGCGUCGGGAUGGUACAGGACACUACCUGUGCAACGCCUGUGGACUGUACCACAAGAUGAACGGCCAAAACAGACCACUAAUCCGACCCAAGAAGAGACUGAUCGUCAGCAAGCGGGCAGGCACACUGUGUGCCAACUGCAACACGAGCACAACCACACUGUGGAGACGCAACGCCAAUGGAGAGCCCGUGUGCAACGCGUGUGGACUCUACUUUAAACUGCACAACGUCAACCGGCCCCUCACCAUGAAGAAGGACGGCAUUCAAACACGUAACAGAAAGGUGUCCAGCAAGAACAAGAAGAGCAAGAAGGCCGCCAUGUUUGAGUCGUACUCGGAGGUGACUCAGCCAUCCUCGCUGGACGGCAACGGCGGGCACUUUUCACUCAGCCCCGGGACUCUGCUCACCUACAGCCACACACCACACCUCAUCUCAACACCAUCACCCCUGCAUCCCUCGUCCUCCUUACCCUACACACACCACCUCAACACUGGCAUGGUGCCCACACUGGUGUGAAGUGACGAAACAGGCACCUGAAAUCUAGUUAGGAUGCAGCUUGCUUGCUCGCCAGUUAUUUGUGUGUAUUUGUACAUAUGUGUUCCUGCGCUGAAUGUCAUGUGAUCGAGGGUUUCUGUUUCUUUCCACUGUAUUUUAGAAGGAGGCAUCAGUUCUGCAGCUGUCGUCUUGAUCUAGUGAUUUGUUUGCAGUCAGAUGAGGGAAUUGUUUUAGCUGUAAAUACAGACACAAAUCUGAUUUGAUAGCCACAUGUUCUAUUAUUCAUAAUGUGAAAUUCUACUUUUGUGCUUUGUGUUACAUGGAUUUGUCUUUUUUUUAUGUGUAAAAUUGAUGUUACCAUAUUGAAACUCUACUGAUUAAAUAAUAAAACGUGUGACUGAUUCUGA
Molecule: messenger RNA, 1835 nt
Organism: Scatophagus argus
Lineage: Eukaryota; Metazoa; Chordata; Actinopteri; Scatophagidae
Gene: gata1a
Product: GATA binding protein 1a
Exons: 6
Coding region: 175-1449 (424 amino acids)
Biological process (GO): cell fate commitment; negative regulation of transcription by RNA polymerase II; positive regulation of transcription by RNA polymerase II
Cellular component (GO): nucleus
Molecular function (GO): DNA-binding transcription factor activity, RNA polymerase II-specific; zinc ion binding; RNA polymerase II cis-regulatory region sequence-specific DNA binding
Source: RefSeq, a predicted model, not a curated record